This is a messenger RNA of Hyaena hyaena (striped hyena), 399 nucleotides long. Its product is annotated as cytochrome c-like. Gene Ontology annotation, molecular function: electron transfer activity; heme binding. The transcript has 3 exons. Gene Ontology annotation, biological process: mitochondrial electron transport, ubiquinol to cytochrome c; mitochondrial electron transport, cytochrome c to oxygen. The record is from RefSeq and is a predicted model, not a curated record. Lineage: Eukaryota; Metazoa; Chordata; Mammalia; Carnivora; Hyaenidae. Gene Ontology annotation, cellular component: mitochondrial intermembrane space. Bases 1 to 399 code for a protein of 132 amino acids.
AUGUCAUGCAGAGGACGCAAUCUCCAGGUCACUCUUAAAGAACAAGAUGGAAAAAACUUACUUUACCAGAUAAACAAUUUAAAAACAGGUGAUGUUGAAGAGGGCAAGAAGAUUUUUGUUCAGAAGUGUGCCCAGGGCCAUACCAUGGAAAAGGGAAGCAACAAGACUGAGCCAAGUUUCCAUGGUUUAUUUGGACAAAAAGCAGACCAGGACCCUGGAUUUUCUUACCUGGAUGCCAACAAAAGCAAAGGCAUCACCUUGGAAGAAGAGACACUGAUGGAAUAUUUGGAGAAUCCCAAGAAGUACAUUCCUGGGACAAAAAUUAUCUUCACUGUCAUUAAGAAGAGAGGAGAGAGGGCAGAUUUGAUAGCUUAUCUCAAAAAAGCUGCUAAAGAGUAG